Babesia ovata is the source of this 2100-nucleotide messenger RNA. Its product is annotated as CTD-like phosphatase, putative. The record is from RefSeq and is a predicted model, not a curated record. Gene Ontology annotation, molecular function: RNA polymerase II CTD heptapeptide repeat phosphatase activity. Lineage: Eukaryota; Apicomplexa; Aconoidasida; Piroplasmida; Babesiidae. The transcript has a single exon. The coding region runs from base 1 to 2100 and encodes 699 amino acids.
AUGUGCCCGCCCUUCGGGAUGAUGCCACCCAUCAUGCCCAAGCAGGGUGUGGGCAUGCCGCGAGGCGCGCCGGUCAUGUUCCCGUUCAUGGACCCUGCAAUGUAUCAGAACAUGAUGAAGAGCAUGGCAGCCAAGGCUGCAGGGAAACCAGGUGAGGAAUUAGACAUGAAAGCCCUCAUGGCCACUUUGCCACCGGCGGGCAAAAUGCCUUUCCCUUUGCCCAAAAACAUGCCCGUCAUGGCUAUGCCACCACCUGGCAUGAUGUUCCCAGGCCCUUUCAUGGGCAUGCCCAAAAAAGCGGGCUUCCCUGGUGUUAUGCCGUUCGUGCCGGACCCGGCCUUCAGCCCGAAGGCCUCCGGUUCCACGCCGGUCAGAUCCCAGCAAACCGAUUCCACCCCUGGCCACACCCAGGCAGACAGCGACAGGCGUCACCAUUCGUCUGCUGCGUUCAAAUAUCUCAACCUAUCGCAAAUUUCGCGUGGUGGGAGGACCAAGCGCUCCCGUGCUAGUGUGGAGGAGGGGUCCGAAAAUAUAAGCGUGAUUUCGGACGAGGACUAUAGAAACGGUGACGAUGGUCCCAAAGACGCCUUGGAUGGCGACUCCAGCGAGGGCAACACGCCCGCAAAUAUCGCAUUCGUGAAUUCGUUCGUGCCAUCUCCCCCAGAGCGGUAUCGCAGGGACUACCAGUUGCAUGAGGUCAAGAUGUUUUCGGCGCUCGGGAUCAGGGCGCAGGCCAAGGCAAAAAACCUUUCGCCAGAAGUGAGGGCGAGUUUCGAGUCGGGGCCCGUGAAGAAUGGGAAGCUUGUGCUGUUGCUAGACCUGGACAACACGCUGCUACAUGCGUGCUCGCAGUCUAAGAUGGACAUGCUGGAUAUACAACUCUCGCAUUUUGUGGAUGAGCUGGGUGAACCGGAGUUAUACAAGUUCACCAUGCCGAAUUUCGCCAAUGUCAGAUACUACAUGAAGCUGAGGCCGGCGCUCAGAGGGUUCCUACAGGUGUUAUCACUCUACUAUGAGAUGUCAAUCUACACAAACGCCACGAAGGAAUACGCCGAUGUCGUCGUCUCCAUUCUCGACCCUGACAGGUCGCUCUUCAUGGAUCGCAUUGUGGCAAGGACCAGCGUAGGAGAAAGGGACCUGCAGAAAACCGCCGCCAGGCUGUACCCAGGUUUGGAUACGAGGUUUGUUGUUGCGUUCGAUGACAGGACGGACGUCUGGGCGGAUGUGCCCUACAACCAGGUCGUGAAGGCCGAACACUACGACUUCUUCGACUCGCACAUCGCAGAGCUAAGCGACUCGUACGGAAUUGUGAGCACAAACGCGGAGAGCACUUACUACACGGAUAGCGACAGGCACCUGGAGUACAUGGUUAAGGUUUUCCUCGAGCUGCACCGGAGAUUUUUCAACGACCCCUUCGAGGCGAGUGUUGGACACAUUCUAGAGGACAUGCAAAGAUCGGUCUUGGAAGGAGUGGGUAUAAUGCUCACCGGAUACAGGAAGAACUCCAAGGGACAAGGACAGGUUCUGCAAGCGGACUGUGAGCAGAAGCAGCGGGAAAUUGCGACUCAGCUGGGAGCAAAGGUGUGCACCAAGCUGUCGGAUAAGAAACUGACACAUGUAGUGGCGGGCAAAAAUUGCACGGACAAUAUCAUCAAAAGCAAGGACCCCUGCUAUUCACAUGUGCACAAAGUCCACACCCUCUGGCUCUACAGCUGCAGGGCAACCUGGACCAACGUGCCACCAGAUAACUUCAAUGUGGACGAGAUAUGCGACGCGUAUUCCAACGAACCGCCAUCGCAGCCCUGCAAGGAUCACUGGAAGCUCAUUCAAAGUGAGACCACCACUUCAGCCAAACGACCCGUAGCGGACACCGCACCAGAAGACCAACUGCCAACAAGAAUAUUCAUGGGUACCGGAUCAUACAGCCACGGUACCGAACUCAUAUCACCAACGGAGCGCGUCGUUAUCCGUUGGGACCCGGCAAAAACGAAGUUGCUUCAGAACAACGCCACCGACCCCAUCGAGCAGAAGAACAUCAAGCAAAUUGUGCUCGAAAACGCACCGUAUACGAACAGUGUGAAUCCUGAGCGUUACGCGUAG